AUGCAUUUAUAUAAGGAGAAGCAUAUUAAGUAUGUUCAAUCCCUCGAUAAGAAAAAGGAGGACUAUGAGUAUUGGUUAACGGAGCAUCUUCGUUUAAAUGGCAUUUAUUGGGGUUUGACUGCGCUAUGUUGCUUAGAUGCAAUUGAUACAUUUGAUAAAAGUAAAGUAAUUGAGUUUGUUAUGGGUUGCUGGGAUGCUAAAACUGGUGGUUUUGGGGCUUUUAAAGGUCAUGAUGCUCAUUUGGUAACUACUUUAUCAGGUCUUCAGAUCCUUGCUAUUUAUGACUCUCUAGAUGUUUUAACUCCAGAACAAAUUCAACAAUGUGUUGAAUUUAUCGAAGCUAAUCAAUUGGAUGAUGGUUCUUUUCAAGGUGAUCGCUUUGGGGAGGUUGAUACAAGGUUUGUAUAUACUGCUUUAAGUUCGCUGUCGAUUCUAGGUCGAUUAUCUCCAAAAGUCGUGGAUCCCGCUGUGGAAUUUAUCAAACGCUGUUACAACUUUGAUGGUGGAUUUGGCCUUUGUCCUGGUGCUGAAAGUCAUGCAGCUCAGGCUUUUACGUGUAUAGGUGCUCUUAAAAUCGUUAAUAAACUCGAUGAGCUUACUAAAGAGCAGAUAGAAAAUAUUGGCUGGUGGUUAUGCGAACGUCAGGUUCCAGAAGGUGGGCUGAACGGAAGGCCGUGCAAGUUGCCUGACGUAUGCUACAGUUGGUGGGUUUUAUCUACUUUGUCUAUCAUUGACUGCCUUGAUUGGAUUGAUCACGAUAAGUUACGCAAGUUUAUUCUAGAGACACAAGAUCCCAAGGGAGGGCUAAGUGACAGACCUGGGAAUGAAGUGGACGUUUUCCAUACUCUAUUUGGCAUUGCUGGGCUGAGCUUGAUGGGAUUUGAAGAUUUGAAACCAAUUGAUCCAGUAUAUUGCAUGCCAUAUGAGGUAACAAAGACAUUUAGAAAGUAUCCAUACAGUGAGUAG
Molecule: messenger RNA, 966 nt
Organism: Eremothecium sinecaudum
Lineage: Eukaryota; Fungi; Ascomycota; Saccharomycetes; Saccharomycetales; Saccharomycetaceae
Gene: BET2
Product: Rab geranylgeranyltransferase BET2
Exons: 1
Coding region: 1-966 (321 amino acids)
Biological process (GO): protein geranylgeranylation
Cellular component (GO): Rab-protein geranylgeranyltransferase complex
Molecular function (GO): Rab geranylgeranyltransferase activity
Source: RefSeq, a predicted model, not a curated record